GGAAGAAGCCGGUGCCUCGUCACUGGAACUUGCAGAAAAACACCUCUUCUGCUCUGAAGUCUGAACUAACAUCGGCGAUUUGAUCGAGCGAGCGCGGGAGCUGGCCGGCGAGCUUUUCUGCAAAUUUGUUGCUGUUUGUGAAUUUCGUUUCAAGGAUAACAAAAAAUGUCUAGAAGAUAUGAUAGCCGAACAACAAUCUUCUCUCCAGAAGGUCGUCUUUACCAAGUUGAAUAUGCAAUGGAAGCAAUUGGAAAUGCAGGUUCUGCAAUUGGGAUAUUAUCUAAAGAUGGGGUUGUCUUGGUAGGUGAAAAGAAGGUCACUUCCAAACUCCUGCAGACCUCAACUUCCACAGAGAAGAUGUACAAAAUUGAUGAUCACGUUGCAUGUGCUGUGGCUGGAAUAAUGUCUGAUGCAAACAUAUUAAUCAACACUGCAAGGGUUCAAGCCCGGCGCUACACUUAUGCUUACCAAGAGCCAAUGCCCGUUGAGCAACUGGUUCAAUCCCUCUGUGAUACAAAGCAAGGCUACACUCAGUUUGGUGGUCUACGUCCCUUUGGUGUUUCUUUUCUGUUUGCAGGGUGGGAUAAGAAUUAUGGCUUUCAACUGUACAUGAGUGAUCCAAGUGGAAACUAUGGUGGUUGGAAGGCUGCUGCAAUUGGUGCAAACAACCAGGCAGCACAGUCGAUGCUUAAACAGGAUUACAAGGAUGACAUCACUAGGGAAGAGGCCAUCCAGCUUGCACUUAAGGUGCUUAGAAAAACCAUGGACAGCACAAGUCUUACUUCAGAUAAGCUUGAAUUGGCUGAGGUUUUCCUUUCACCUUCUGGAAACGUCAAGUAUCAAGUAUGCUCACCUGAGUCCCUAAGUAAGUUGUUAGUGAAGUCUGGUUUGACUCAACCGGCUGCUGAGGCUUCCUAAACAUCUCUUAGAUGUUCGUCUACUUCAUCGUGCUUGGUCUGGCAUAUCUCAUGAUCUUCAUGGCUUCAAGAGAACAGUGGUGUUUGGAUAUGUUGUUGGAAUGUUGAGCUUAUCUGUAAUGUGCACCUUAUUAAGUUUAUAUUUAAUAAUGUUAGAAAACGCUGUUCAUCAUCUUUACAUUGUGCAACUAUAAAGUCAAGUCCUUUCAUUGCGAUUAUUUGUGCCUUUUUGUUGAUGAACACUGAAAAUUGUUCUUAUCUGGUA
Molecule: messenger RNA, 1182 nt
Organism: Momordica charantia (bitter melon)
Lineage: Eukaryota; Viridiplantae; Streptophyta; Magnoliopsida; Cucurbitales; Cucurbitaceae
Product: proteasome subunit alpha type-4
Biological process (GO): ubiquitin-dependent protein catabolic process
Cellular component (GO): proteasome core complex, alpha-subunit complex; proteasome core complex
Source: RefSeq, a predicted model, not a curated record